AUGGAAUCGUCUGGUGGAGGUCGCGGUGGUUUUCGUGGUUCGUUUGGAGCUAGAGGAAGGGGACGUGGACGAGGGCGUGGACGAGGUCGUGGUCGUGGAGUUGCAACAAAAGAAUGGAAGCCUGUUACCCAGUUGGGACGUCUGGUAUUCGACAGGAAAAUCACUACAUUAGAAGAAAUUUACAUGUUCAGUCUCCCAAUUAAGGAGUGUGAAAUUGUAGAUACCAUAUUGGGUUCAAGUUUAAAGGAUGAAGUCCUCAAAAUCAUGCCAGUUCAAAAGCAGACUUGUGCUGGUCAGAGAACCCGUUUUAAAGCAAUUAUUGCAAUGGGAGACCAUAACUGUCACGUUGGGCUAGGAGUUAAAUGUGCUAAGGAGGUCGCUACAGCUAUUAGAGGUGCUAUAAUUCAGGCAAAGCUGUCAAUAAUUCCUGUAAGGAAAGGGUACUGGGGUAAUCAGAUUGGAAAACCACACACUGUUCCAUGUAAAGUGACUGGAAAAUGUGGUUCUGUGUCAGUACGUUUGAUCCCAGCCCCUCGUGGGACAGGUAUUGUUGGUGCUCCAGUUCCCAAAAAACUCCUUCAAAUGGCUGGUAUCGAUGAUGUGUACACAAGUGCUCGGGGUCAGACCUCAACCUUGGGAAAUUUCGCUAAAGCAACGUACGCAGCCAUACGAGCUACCUAUGAGUAUCUAACACCUGAUUUGUGGGACGUGGUUCCAAAAACAAAACACAUAUUUGUUGAAUAUGCUGGAUAUCUUAACAAAAUUGCUAAAGAAGUUUGA
Molecule: messenger RNA, 780 nt
Organism: Schistosoma guineensis
Lineage: Eukaryota; Metazoa; Platyhelminthes; Trematoda; Strigeidida; Schistosomatidae
Source: the annotation of a GenBank genome assembly